This is a messenger RNA of Closterium sp. NIES-65, 3363 nucleotides long. NCBI's taxonomy places the organism in Eukaryota, Viridiplantae, Streptophyta, Zygnematophyceae, Desmidiales, Closteriaceae. The record is from the annotation of a GenBank genome assembly.
AUGGACGUGGACGUGGUCGUAGACGUGGACGUGGACGUAGACGUGGACCUGGACGUGGUCGUGGACGUGGACGUGGACGUGGACGUAGACGUAGACGUGGACGUGGACGUGGACGUGGUGGUGGACGUGAACGUGGUCGUGGACGUGGACGUGGUCGUGGACGUGGUCGUGGACGUGGUCGUAGACGUGGACGUGGUCGACGUGGACGUGGUCGUGGACGUGGACGUGGACGUGGACGUGGACGUGGAGGUGGACGUGGUCGUGGACGUGGACGUGGACGUGGUCGUGGACGUGGACGUGGACGUGGUCGUGGACGUGGACGUUGACAUGGACGUGGACGUGGUCGUGGACGUGGACGUGGACGUGGACGUGACCGUGGACGUGGACCUAGACGUGGACUUCGAUGUGGACGUGGACGUGGACGUGGUCGUGGACGUGGACGUGGACAUGGACGUGGUCGUGGACGUGGACGUGGACGUGGAGUGGACGUGGACGUGGAGGACCUGGACGUGGACGUGGACUUGGACGUGGAGUUGGACGUGGACAUGGACGGACGUGGACCUGGACGUGGACGUGGACGUGGAAGUGGACUUGGACGUGGACGUGGACGCGGACUUGGAUGUGGACGUGGACGUGGACGUGGACAUGGACGUGGAGGUGGACCUGGACGUGGUCGUGGACGUGGACGUGGACGUGGACGUGGACGUGGACGUGGUCGUGGACGUGGACGUGGACGUGGUCGUGGACGUCAACGUGGACGUGGACAUGGUGGACAUGGACGCGGUCGUGGACGCGGUCGUGGACGUGGACGUGGACGUGGUCGUGGUCGUGGACGUGGACGUGGACGUGGACGUGGACAUGGACGUGGUGGACGUUGACGUGGUGGACGUUGACGUGGACGUGGACGUGGACGUGGACGUAAACGUGGACGUGGACCUUGACCUGGACCUGGACGUGGACGUGGACGUGGUCGUAGACGUGGACGUCGACGUGGACGUGGUGGACGUGGACGUAGACGUUGACGUGGACGUGGACGUGGUCUUGGACGUGGACGUGGACGUGGACGAGGUCGUCGACGUCGACGUGGUCGUGGACGUAUACGUGGACGUGGACGUGGUCGUGGUCGUGGACGUGGACGUGGUAGUGGACGUGGACGUGGACGUGGUCGUGGACGUGGAAGUGGACGUGGACGUGGUGGACGUGGACGUGGACGUGGUCGUGGACGUGGACGUGGUCGUGGACGUGGACGUGGUCGUGGAUGUGGACGUGGUCGUGGACGUGGACGUGGUCGUGGACGUGGACGUGGACGUGGUCGUGGACGUGGUCGUGGACCUGGACGUGGACGUGGACGUGGACGUGGAAGUGGACGUGGUGGACGUGAACGUGGCGUGGACACGUGGACGUGGCGUGGACGUGGUCCUGGACGUGGAUGUGGACGUGGUCGUGGGCGUGGAUGUGGACGUGGACGCGGACGUGGACGUGGACGCGGACGUGGACGCGGACGUGGACGUGGACGUGGUCGUGGACGCGGACGUUGAUGUGGAUGUGGUGGUGGAAGUAGACGUGGACGUGGACGUGGACGUGGACGUGGACGUGGGCGUGGACGUGGUCGUGGACGUGGACGUGGACGUAGUCGUGGACGUGGACGUGGUAGUGGAUGUGGACGUGGACGUGGACGUGGUCGUGGACGUGGACGUGGACGUGGACGUGGACGUGGCAGACGUGGACGUGGACGUGGACGUGGACGUGGGCGUGGACGUGGGCGUGGACGUAGACGUGGACGUGGACCUCAACGUGGACGUGGACGUGGUCGUGGACGUGGACGUGGACGUGGACGUGGACGUGGACGUGGUGGACGUGGACGUGGCGUGGACGUGGUCCUGGACGUGGAUGUGGACGUGUCGACGUGGACGUGGACUGGAUGUGGACGUGGACGUGGACGUGGUCGUGGACGUGGACGUGGUAGUGGACGUGGACGUGGACGUGGUCGUGGACGUGGACGUGGACGUGGUCGUGGACGUGGACGUGGUCGUGGACGUGGUCGUGGACGUGGACGUGGACGUGGUCGUCGACGUCGACGUGGUCGUGGAUGUGGACGUGGACGUGGACGUGGUCGUGGACGUGGACGUGGUAGUAGACGUGGACGUGGACGUGGACGUGGAAGUGGACGUGGACGUGGACGUGGUCGUGGACGUGGACGUGGACGUGGUCGUGGACGUGGACGUGGUCGUGGACGUGGUCGUGGACGUGGACGUGGACGUGGUCGUGGACGUGGACGUGGUCGUCGACCCGGACGUGGACGUGGUCGUGGACGUGGACGUGGACGUGGACGUGGAUGUAGACGUUGACGUGGACGUGGACGUGGACGUGGACGUGGUGGACGUGGACGCGGACGUGGACGUGGACGUGGUCGUGGACGUGGACGUGGACGUGGUGGUGGACGUGGACGAGGACGUGGACGUCGACGUGGACGUGGUCGUGGACGUGGACGUGGACGUGGUCGUGGACGUGGUCGUGGACGUGGUCGUGGUCGUGGACGUGGACGUUGUCGUGGACGUGGACGUGGUCGUGGACGUGGUCGUGGAUGUGGACGUGGACGUGGACGUGGACGUGGACGUGGUCGUGGACGUGGUCGUGGACCAGGUCGUGGACGUGGACGUGGACGUGGUCGUGGACGUGGACGUGGACGUGGACGUGGUCGUGGACGUGGACGUGGACGUGGUCGUGGACGUGGACGUGGACGUGGUCGUGGACGUGGACGUGGUGGACGUGGACGUGGUCGUGGACGUGGACGUGGACGUGGACGUGGUCGUGGACGUGAAUGUGGACGUGGACGUGGUCGUGGACGUGGACGUGGUCGUGUUUGUUGACGUGGUCGCGGACGUGGACGUGGUCGUGGACGAGAUCGUGGACGUGGACGUGGACGUGGUGGACGUGGUCGUGGAGGUGGACGUGGUGGACGUGGUCGUGGAGGUGGACGUGGACGUGGUCGUGGACGUGGACGUGGACAUGGUCGUGGACGUGGACGUGGACGUUGUCGUGGACGUGGACGUGGACGUGGACCUGGACGUGGACGUGGACGUGGCAGACGUGGACGGGGACGAGGACGUGGACGUGGGCGUGGAGGUGGGCGUGGACGUGGACGUGGACGUGGACGUGGACCUGGACGUGGACGUGGACGUGGACGUUGUCAACGGGAGACCAGGCAAGCUCCAGGACGAGGCAAGCUCUUGGACCAGGAAAGCUUCUGGACCAGGCAAGCUGCUGGACCAAGCAAGCUCCUGGACCAAGCAAGCUCAUGGACCAGGCAAGCUCAUGGACCAAGCACGCUCCUUGAACAGGCAAGCUACUGGACCAGGUUAG